Camellia sinensis is the source of this 486-nucleotide messenger RNA. The record is from RefSeq and is a predicted model, not a curated record. NCBI's taxonomy places the organism in Eukaryota, Viridiplantae, Streptophyta, Magnoliopsida, Ericales, Theaceae.
AUGGAGUGGGUUCGAGGCGAUUUACUCGGCCAUGGAAGCUUCGGAACAGUGAAUUUAGGAAUAUCCAAGAGUCAGAGCCUUCAAUGUAUUCACGAGAAUGGGUUUGUUCACUGUGAUCUCAAGCUUCAAAACGUUCUUCUAUGUCAAAACGAUGUCGCGAAGAUCGCCGAUUUUGGUUUGGAAAAGAAAUCGGGAGAGAAGAUCGUGGGUUUUGAGUUGAGAGGUACGCCGAUGUAUAUGCCGCCGGAGACAGUGGUGGCCGGACAGCAGGAGGCGGCUGCGGACGUAUGGGCUUUGGGGUGUUUGGUGACGGAGAUGGUGGCCGGAACGCCGCCGUGGCUAUGUGACACUGUUAAAGCCAACAUGAAGACAACAACAAGAGCAAGAAACCAGAGCAGAACAACAGCAACUCUGGAGCAGCAACAAGCCAGAGCAAAACAUCAACAAGUAGACAAAAAACCAGAAGUAUGGUUGAGGAACGAAUGA